This is a messenger RNA of Solea senegalensis (Senegalese sole), 2067 nucleotides long. RefSeq names its product post-GPI attachment to proteins GalNAc transferase 4 (gene pgap4). Gene Ontology annotation, molecular function: glycosyltransferase activity. Gene Ontology annotation, biological process: GPI anchor biosynthetic process. Gene Ontology annotation, cellular component: Golgi membrane. The transcript has 2 exons. Lineage: Eukaryota; Metazoa; Chordata; Actinopteri; Pleuronectiformes; Soleidae. The record is from RefSeq and is a predicted model, not a curated record. Bases 567 to 1760 code for a protein of 397 amino acids.
ACUACUGUGGUGUAGUGCAGUGACCAUUCAGAAUUAACUUUUCUUUUUCUAACAUGAGUCGACAUUUUAGGGGUCCGUGCAGACAGACGCAGAUACAUGCGUCCAUACGUCAGGGUUUUCAAAAUAAAAGCAACACAGCUGUAUUGCAUGCGCAGCAUAAAUACUUAAGUACUUAAAUAAAUACAUGAAUAAGUACUGACAUACCUCGGGCCGAACAGGGAUGCCAAAAAGGCCGUAUGUGGCCCGUGGGCCGUAAGAUGCCCUGGUCUGUUUUAAGGUGAAGACAUGUUUUAAAGUUAGGCUGAGUUCAGGGUUAGGAUUAGACCAGUUGUCGUUAUAGUUAAGGAUAGAAGAGUUUUCAGUCCACUAGAUGGUGCUAGAAGUGCUCACACUCACCAGAGCUGUUGUGUUGUACAGAAAACUAGAGCGGAGCCCAAACUCUCAACUCGAGUUGGUUGCGGGUUCGUCGCAGUUCACUGGCCGGGCAAACUGGUUGCCAGGACGACAUACAUGUUGACGUAGAGCCCUCCUUAGUCACCGUGAGGCGCCACUCGGCCGUUUCAUCAAUGCCUCAAUGGAAACCGUUGGUCAGUCGGUACCUGCGAUGGUCCAGUGCCGUCACACAAGCCCUCACCGUUUCUGCGGUCACAUUCUGCAUCGUCCUCCCUCUGUGCUGCCACCAGUUACUUUACUCCUACUUCUUCAUCAAGUCUAUGUACCUGGACUCCAUGAGCGAGGAGGUCCUGCAGGCGAGUCUCACCCAAGGUCAGGAGGCGCUACACUUCUGGCAGAGCGCGACCACAGUAGCGACAGCGUCCUCCAGAACCACUGAGCGUCCUGAGCUGCUGGUCACUGUGGUGACAGUCCAGCGGAAGGAGGGACGGGACUUCCACUACCUGCUCCAGGUGAUGCGGCAGCUGAGGGACAUUGUGGAGGGUUGUGGGAAGCAGCGGUGCGCAGAGUUGCUGGUCUGCGACGUGGAACGCGGCCUCCAGGAAAACCAGGAUGCCAAGCUGCUGGAGGCCCACUUCAGGGUGAUCCGGCGCUCACCGCAGGAGCAGGAGCAGCAGAGCAACCAGCAAUGGCUCAACACCUUUGAGAAAGAGAAGAGGGAUUAUGUCUUCUGUCUGCGCAAGGGAUGGGAGCUGGUGAAGCCAAGGAACGUGGUCGUGUUGGAGGACGAUGCUUUGCCAAGACAAGAUUUCUUUCCAGUCGUGAAGGACCUUUUGUCGCGUCGCUUUGCCCGUCAGAGUCUUUACGUCAAACUCUAUCACCCCGAACGGCUGCAGCGCUACUGGAAUCCAGAGCCUUACCGCAUCCUUGAGUGGGUGGGGCUUGGGCUGGUCGGAGCAACAGCCCUCCUCCUUACCUUCCCUUACUGGAACCCCCUCUCUUUCUCCUUCACGCUGUCACUCGGCCACCUCCUCUUCUUCACGCUUUACUUCAUGGCAGCCGCGGAGCUGCUGGGUCGGCACUACCUCCUGGAGGUGCGUAGACUUUCCCCGCAGCUCUAUGCCGUCUCCCCGGCCACCGAGUGCUGCACCCCGGCCAUGCUCUACCCCGGCAACGCCUCGCUCAGGGUCGCCCAGUAUCUGGACGGCUCAUUCUGCGUCAAAGGCAACGCCAAAGACAUGGUUCUGUAUCACAUGGCGAGGACGAUCCCCUGGGAAAGGUGUCACAGCGUGGAACCCAACCUCAUCACCCACAUCGGGGCCUUUUCCUCAGUCCGGUCCAAUCCACCGAGACCCAAACUCCUCUGACAGAAACAAGAAAAGCCAGAUCAGAUUGUUCUCUGCUGUGUCACCAUCUGCACUCUUUUUCAGUGAGUACUGGUUUGAUGAUUCACAUUAGAUUUGGCUUCUAGGAUAAAAAGGAUACUUGGAAGUUUUUGAAGUGCGUGUGUAUGAGGUUCAUAGUCAGUGCUGACUGUGCUGUGAGCGCCCCCUGCAGAGAGAAUCAGACUGAUACACAAAUUCUUGGCAAGUGUUUCGUUUUUGUGACUAAUGGGGCAGGAAUAAAGGGUUUAAAAACACAUUAGUAAAUUUGUAAACCGCUCACUCUCCCACA